Messenger RNA from Chironomus riparius, 1066 nucleotides. NCBI's taxonomy places the organism in Eukaryota, Metazoa, Arthropoda, Insecta, Diptera, Chironomidae. The record is from the annotation of a GenBank genome assembly.
GGAAUUGCUUUGUUAUUGCCAUUUGAAUUUCCAGAGCAAAUUUAUAGUAAUCUUAAACAUUUUAUAUGUUUUCUGAUUAAUUUAUUUUUAUUGUGUAGUGGUAAUUCAGUGCAUUUAACGAUGUAAAUCAAGGUUGUUCCUUAUUAUUGCUUAUUUUUUCACAAAUACAAUCAAAACUGAAAAAACUCAUCUUACUUGAUAAUCAAAAGUGAACAAUAAUAUUCUUAUAAGAAAGUUUCAUCGAAUUUAAACCAUUAAAUGAGCUCGUUGAGUGGAAAGACGAUUGUGGUUACAGGUGUUGGACAAGGCAUUGGCAGAGAUAUCGCCACCACACUUAUCAGCCUUAAUGCAAGAGUAAUUGGAAUUUCAAGGUCAUCAGCUCCGUUAAACGAUCUAAAAGCAGAGCUGAAUUCACCAUACUUUACAGCAAUCCAAUUGGAUCUUUCUGAUUGGACAAAUACUCGAGAGACAUUGCAGGCAUUGGACAUUAAGAUUGAUGGGAUUGUCAACAAUGCUGGAGUGGCUGUUAUCAAGCCAUUUGACAAGCUUACUGAGGAUGAUUAUGACAAUACAAUGAAUGUGAACCUUAAAGCUUGCUUCAAUGUCAUUCAGUCGUUGCUGCCAAAAAUUACAAAUGGAUCAAGCAUCGUUAAUUUGUCAUCAGUUGCCAGCCUUAAAGCAUUGACCGAUCACACAGCUUAUUGCAUGUCGAAAGCCGGCCUUGAUGCACUUACAAGAAAUUUGGCACUGGAACUAGGUCCACGAAAGAUUCGAGUCAACUCUGUGAAUCCAACUGUCAUUUUGACUAGAAUGGGAAAAGAAAAUUGGAGUGAUCCUAAAAAAGCUGGUCCACUACUAUCAAGAAUUCCACUAAAUAGAUUUGGUGAAGUUAAAGAAGUUGUUGAUCCUGUAAUUUGGUUAUUGAGCGAUGAGUCGAGCUAUGUUAAUGGACAUUGCUUGCCCAUUGAAGGUGGAUUAAUGAGUGCAUAACUUGUUUUUUUGAACCUGGAACUGGAUUUUCAGUGGGUUUUUGUGAAAAAAUAAGUAAUAAAAUGAGUAAACUUAG